GGGUCUUACGAUUUAAAGUCCAAAUUACCAAAGAAGGUCUACAUGCAACCAUACUGGCCACAAGCUCGUCGCAGUGAUGAAGAAACUGCAAAAGAGAAGUUGGAAAAAUCCAGAAAGAAGAGGAGCCGCAAAUCUAAGGCCACACAAGUUAAUUCAGACAGUCAAUCUACAAUGACUGAUGUCAACGUUAAACCUCUACAUGACAGUGACUUAUCUAACUACGAAUCCGAUAGUCUCCCUACAAAGGUUCAUAUAGAGAAGAAGAAAUUCCGCCAAGAAUCUUUGAAAUCUGCUAAUAGUUCUAAAAAUAGUGUUGAAAAGAUUGCUUCAACUAGAAAAAGGAAAUCUCGUAAAGUGACUGACAAAUUUCUGGAAGAUUACGAAACUGAAAGUUCCCCUGUUAAAAAGAAACCGCAUCGAAGAGUUAAUCAAUCUUCAAAAGCAGACAGCAGUUCCACUAAAUCCGUUGCCAAAAAGAAAGAUUUGCAGGAAUAUGAACAAUCUUUGAAAGGUGAUGAAUCAGGUGUUGUUUCUACCAACGGUAGCAAACGAUCGCGGAAUAGCAAGAAACAUAAACCCGUUCUAAAUAAACGAAAUCGAAUGACGGAUGAAGGUGAAUCAAAUAAUAAUCAUGGGAGUGUUAAUGGCGUUACAAACAAUGAUCAGGAUAAAUUAGAUGAAUCAAAUGUACUUACGCCAAUCGAACGUGAUUUUGUAA
This is a messenger RNA of Racocetra fulgida, 718 nucleotides long. NCBI's taxonomy places the organism in Eukaryota, Fungi, Glomeromycota, Glomeromycetes, Diversisporales, Gigasporaceae. The record is from the annotation of a GenBank genome assembly.